AUGAAUUUCCACAAUGCUGCUCGAGAUAUUCAGGCUUUACAGGACUAUCUUCUACAAAACAGAGAUGAGAUAUUCAUGAAAUCUCUUGGAGACGCCAAGGAAUUGUGUAAUGCUUGUGAUGUCCAAGCUGAAAGACGACAGAGAAAGAAGAAGAAAAUGCCUGGAGAAAUUGCAGAAGAUGUAGGACUCACAGCAGAAAAUGAAAUGCCGUGUUUGAUGAAAAGUAUGCUGGAAAAAAUACACAUAGAAAUGGCAGACAUAUUCAUCAGCUUAAAGAAAGUAGACUCUAAUUUUGGCUUUCUUUUAGAUAUAAACGGACUAAUGGCUACAGGCAACGAAAGUAGCUUGAAACAGUGCUGCAUUUCCAUGGAAAACGUUUACGACACAGACUUAGAUGGCUUGGAGAUGUAUACUGAAAUAAUGGACUGCCGAAUGCUACUCAAGACAAGAGCUGAUGUUAAGCUUUCCAGAUCGAUGCCAGAGGACCAGAGGCCUCGCUUUAUUGUACAGUACGGAGAAGAUGUAUUUCCCAAUCUGAGAGUUGGUCUUCAGAUUUUACUGACUAUUGGAACCUCCAUUGCCAGCUGUGAAAGAUCUUUCAGUAAACUGAAACUUAUCUUGUUCUACCUGAGAUUAUCCAUGGCACAGGAAAGAUUAUCUGCCUUAGCUUUGCUCAGUGUGGAGCAGCAGGUUGCCCAGAGUAUAAAUUUUGAUGAACUAAUCGAUAAAUUUGCAGCAGCUAAAGCUAGGAAAAUUUCACUUUGA
This is a messenger RNA of Stegodyphus dumicola, 765 nucleotides long. RefSeq lists its product as uncharacterized. Lineage: Eukaryota; Metazoa; Arthropoda; Arachnida; Araneae; Eresidae. The record is from RefSeq and is a predicted model, not a curated record.